This is a messenger RNA of Gadus morhua (Atlantic cod), 2699 nucleotides long. It is a transcript of the gene fibcd1b, whose product is annotated as fibrinogen C domain containing 1b. The record is from RefSeq and is a predicted model, not a curated record. The coding region runs from base 1198 to 2673 and encodes 491 amino acids. NCBI's taxonomy places the organism in Eukaryota, Metazoa, Chordata, Actinopteri, Gadiformes, Gadidae. The transcript is spliced from 8 exons.
UCAUGCAUGCAUGCCGCCACACUUUUUGGAGCUGUGGACUGGGAGGAGGAGGAGGAGGUUCGGUAUUAAUAAUGCGGAGGAAGCAGGCAUCACAGCAGUUGCAGCAGCACUAGUGGCACAGCGGUCGCGGAACACACACACACAGGGGCAGGGCACUCUUCACACUGGGAGAAGGUUGAUCGAGUCGUUGUGCGUCGCGCCGCGCCCGCGCGUACCCGGAGGGAGGCUUGUUUGAUUGACAGGUUGGAGGCACGGAGCGCCCCGGCGUUCGGCAGAUACGGACCGCAGAACGGUCUAUCAUCUCCACGGCUACUUCUGUACUUCUUCAUUUCCAGGCGGGCUAUAUCUGUGAUGUGAAAUACCUUUUCUGUCCCGUGCCCCCCUCCCCCCAUGCAGAUCACUCUGCAAACUAGGGCAAGUAAAGGAAGCCGUUUGUACCACCAACCCCACCACCACCAGCACCACCGCCACCACCUCCUCCACCACCACCACCACUACCUCCACCCCACUCCCCCAGCUUCAGCACCGAAGAACUGUCGGCUCUUUCAGGCGCGGGGAUCCAGGACGUUUUGGCUUCGUGUUCGCCAGCAGUGGGGCACCCGGCUCCCGUUCGCCUUCUAGUCUGACCUGGGCAGAGUUGGGAAGUGAAAGCCUUUCGCUGUGCGUCUGUCGGGCUCAUAGGCUUUCGUAGAAAAAAGAAAAGGAAACGAAGCUUCGUUUCAUUUUGCGAUUGUUUUUUGUUGGUUUGGGAAUGCUCCGCUGGAUGAGGAGCCGCACCUGCUCUCCUGCUCUCCUGCUCGGGAUCCGUUCAGCUCGCUUUGGGUUCAUUUUAACUUUGAGAGUUGGAGGUGCAGCAUCAGAAUAACUAUUUGGCGAAUACUCUGUUUUUUCUUCAUUGGAAUAACGGAGCAGUAUCCCCAAGACACUCGGGGGGGAAGUAAGUAGUGUUAGUGCGUAACGGGAGCGGGCGGUGUGGCCCCUGUGAGCUUGAGAUGGCAGCGGGGCUCCGCGUAGAUCCUCAGCUCGGGUGAAGUUGAGUCUCCUGCCUCCGUACCCUUCUACAGAGCAACGUUUCUUUCUAUCCAUGGAGUUCAUUAAACGGAACAACUAGAAUAACCCAAAAAAGGAACUAGCUUUGCGUUCUCUCUAGUACGCCUGGGAUAUCAGGCGGGUCUCGGUCUUGCGGUUCUCCGGAGAAUGGUAAAUGACACAUGGGGAAUCAUGAACAGCUCUUCAGAACUCGAAGAUGGACCUCGGCAUAAAAAUCAGCCGUUGUGUGAGUGUGUUCCCAGAGCCCCGCAGCUCAAACACCGCUGGUCAGACUCAGAACCAGCCAGAGAGCCCGCCCCCAAGAGAAUGAGCUGUAGCUACCUCCUGUGCACCAUCCUGCUCUUUGUGGCCGUCCUGCUGGCCGUCACCGUCACCGGCACCAUCCUCUUCAUGAACCACUACCAGGCCCCGUCCAUCUCCGACGGCCCGCCGCACAUCUCCACCAACCAGGACGAGGCCAACGCCCUUGUCACCGUGGAGAGGGGCGACGGCUCGCGCAUCAACAUCUUCAUCGACCCCAACUGUCCCGACUACAACGGCAACUUCCUGCGGCUGGAGGGCGUGCAGACCUCCCUACUGCACUCGCUGACCGACCACGACGCCGACCUCAAGUCGGUGAAGGGGCAGGACCGCGCCCUGCUGGUCAGCCUGGCCGAGGAGGUGGCCAAGCUGUCGGCCCACGCCGGCCAGCUCAAGAUGGACUAUGAGUCCCUCCGGCGGGGCCAGGGCAGCCUGGGCCAGGACCUGAACACGCUGCAGACGGAGCAGGGCCGCCUCAUACAGCUGCUGUCUGACAGCCAGAUCAACAUGGUGAAGGUGGUGAACUCGGUGAGCGACGCACUCAACGCCAUGCAGAAGGAGAACGUGGGGCUGAAGGCCCGUGUGAAGGCCGACCUGCAGCGGGCACCGGUCAGGGGGGUGCGCCUCAAAGGCUGCUCCAACGGCUCCCGCCCCAGGGACUGUGGGGACCUCUACGCCAGCGGCCAGAGGGAGGACGGCAUCUACUCCGUGUUCCCGGUGCACCAGCCCGCAGGCUUCCAGGUCUACUGCGACAUGACCACGGAUGGAGGCGGCUGGACGGUGAUCCAGCGCCGGGAGGAUGGCUCAGUGAACUUCUUCCGAGCCUGGGACUCCUACCGUGAGGGUUUCGGCAAGAUAACAGGGGAACACUGGCUCGGUCUGAAGCAGAUGCAUGCCCUCUCCAUUCAAGGCAACUACGAGCUCCGCAUCGACAUGGAGGACUUUGAGAACAGCACAGCGUUCGCCCAAUACGGCACCUUUGGAGUGGGCCUCUUCUCCGUCGACCCCGAUGAUGACGGGUACCCUCUGACCGUGGGGGACUACUCAGGCAACGCCGGCGACUCCCUGAUGAAGCACAACGGCAUGAAGUUCACCACGAAGGACCGGGACAACGACCAUUCGGAGAACAACUGCGCCUCCUUCUACCACGGCGCCUGGUGGUACCGCAACUGCCACACGUCCAACCUGAACGGGCAGUACCUGCGCGGCCAGCACACCUCCUACGCCGACGGUAUCGAGUGGUCCUCCUGGACGGGCUGGCAGUACUCCCUCAAGUCCUCCGAGAUGAAGAUCCGGCCCACCCGCGAGGCCGAGAGCAAAUGAGACCCGCGGAGAGACCGCCGACCCCC